Messenger RNA from Ruditapes philippinarum (Manila clam), 878 nucleotides. RefSeq lists its product as uncharacterized. The record is from RefSeq and is a predicted model, not a curated record. The annotation marks the transcript as partial. The transcript is spliced from 4 exons. NCBI's taxonomy places the organism in Eukaryota, Metazoa, Mollusca, Bivalvia, Venerida, Veneridae.
UCAUAAAAAUAAACUCUUGUGAAAAGUUAGACUAGUCAUGGCUGCUGCUCAACCCGGAACAUCAUCUUCGGCACAGGCAUCAGACAAUCGUAUCUUCCUAUUCCGCCUACAAAUGCUAAUUAUAGAUGGCGGACUUGCAGUUUUAAGAAAUUAUGUAGAUCAGGAACUUUCAGCUCAAUCUAUUACUCUCAGCGGUUGUCUUGCGAAAGAAAAGACCACAAUCAAACUUUUAAAGGGACGUGGGAUAAUAACACAGGUGCAAUAUGAUGUAUUGUAUCCAUCAAGUGGCACUAUUUCAACGUCAGAUUUGGACAUCACACUUAUCAUUUGCCUCAUGAGAAGUCUAAAAUGUUUCAAAUUAAAUAAAAACUUUAAUUGGAACAUUUCACCAGGACAAAGUGAUACUUCCAUCGAAGCAGACAUAUGUAGACUGAAGAAUUACAGGAACGAAAUUUGUCAUAUAUCGACCACUACAGGGAUACAAUAUAACGAUUUUAGUACCAAGUGGAAAGAAAUCGAACAGAUUCUCCUUAGAUUUGAUAAGGUGUAUCCCAUCAAAGACUUUCACCAGACGAUUACUGACUUUGAAUACAGCCCUCUUGAUCCACAAACAGAACAGAGGGUAACAGAUGAAAUUGAAAAAUGGGAAAAACACGAUAAAGCAGUAGAAGCUGAAAUAGAGCUUCUAAAAGCUGGUCAUAAAAAGACAAAUGAAGACUUAAAUACUGUUAAAACUAAAAUAGAUGAAAUAGAAGAACGACUGCCAGCACAACACACGUCUUCAAAUAUGCAAGAUGAAAAAAGGCAGGAAAACAGAAGGAAGGGGAAUCGUUUUCAAAGGUUUUUUGAGAGGAGACGUUAUCGCCAUAAGAAAAAAA